CAGGGUUGGAAGUCAACCUCACAGGAACAUCCUCCUGUCAGAGACAUAAAAACACUGAGGUCACAAAUCCCUCUAGUCAUUCUUUCAACAGUUUAAGAAUGAAAUCCUUUCAUGCAGCGGACUGGUGAGGCUGACUGGUGAGGCUGACUGAUUUCAUUCUUCAGAAAAAAAGGAAGAAAGUGAAAAGAGGAAGGGGCAAAUUUCCUGAAUCUUGAAACUUUCCUUGGUGUGGUCAUACAGAUAUUUUUCUACUUAAUCAACCACCAAACCCACAACUUUUAAUAGCAGCAUCUAAAAAUAAUAAUAUAUUUAGUCUCUUCCCAAAAUCUAUUUUUGUUAGAAAAGAAAUUAUAACAUAAAUUUAGAAUUUAAUUUGCCAAAAUGCUAUCAAAACAAAAUGAAUCCACAAUAUUGAACUUCACAACCCCGACUCCUGGUAGAGGCGGCGGCUGCCCACCAGUUGGUAUACAACUGGAGGGUGUGAUCCUGCCCCCAGUUCUCACCAUUGACGUCAUACUGGGGCUGCUAGGAAACAUAGUUGCCCUGUGGAUCUUCUGCUUUAAACUGAAGGCCUGGAAUCCCAACAACUUAUUCCUCUUCAACCUGGUCAUUGCUGACUUCCUGGCUCUGGUGAGUCUGCCACUGAGGAUCGAUGCCUUGCUCAGGGGCCACUGGGUGUUUGGAGAUGGCAUGUGCCGGAUCAACCUCUUCCUAAUGUUUUCCAACCGCUCAGCCAGCAUCGCACUCAUGACUGUGGUGGCAAUUUACCGCUACUUCAAGGUAGUUCACCCUCACCACAGGUUCAACCGAAUGACCAGUAAGCAGGCUUUGUUUGUGUCACUGGUUGUCUGGCUAUUGGUGAUCAGUCCUCGGGUUCCCAUGCUGGCUUACAACCACAUCAAGUUCAGCGGCAACAACACCCAGUGCUUCUUCUUCACUUCUUACAAAGAGGCGUCGCGGGCCAUCAUCAUCCUGGUCGGCAUGCACCAGAUCCUGACGGUGCUUGAGUUCAUCAUCCCGAUGGCCAUGCUGCUGUUCUGCUCCAUCCGGAUCUCCAGCUUCCUGAAGCAGCGCACGAUGGGAAAAGCAGACAAGGUGCGAAAGGCGAUGCAAGUGUGUGUCGUCAUCGUCGUAGUGUUCAUGGUGUGCUUCCUACCCACCACAGUGACAACCAUCGGGGUGUGGGUCAUCCGCUCGUACCGUCCGUGGGACUGCUCAUCCUUCUAUACUUUCACCCAGCUCACCAUCGUGUCUUUGGGGCUGAACUUCCUAAAUUCGGCCAUGGACCCCAUCGUCUACGUCUUCUCCAGUUCCAUGUUCAGGAAGGCCCUUUGCACCUCGCUACCCCGUGCCCUUCGCUGCGGACAUGAUGCCGAUGAUGGCGAGAACACGACAUCCUCAUCUGGAAGUCAGUCGACCACCCAGCAGGAGCUCAAAUCCCUGAGGACAGAGAGAGGAAGUGAAGCCACAUAAUAAGCUCUUUCUUGAUUAUAAUGACCUGAUCCAGCAACGCUGUCUGAUCCUGUUUUUACCUUUUUUUUGUAGUAUAUUGAGUUAAGUCUCUGUUUUGUGUUUGUUGGUUUAUGCUGUUUUUUACAUCUGUGAUGUGUGUAAACACAGUACAUUUUCAAUGAUUAUAAUAAUGAAAUAAAAAAACUCAGUUAAGCCAAUAACUCAAACCUAUGUGGUUUAACAAAUUGAAGUCGGGGAUUUUAAUUAUAUUUCUUAGUUGACCCCCUAAAAUUUCCUGUCAAGUUGAGAAAAAUGUCUUAAAGUGUACCCAAACUC
Molecule: messenger RNA, 1788 nt
Organism: Micropterus salmoides (largemouth bass)
Lineage: Eukaryota; Metazoa; Chordata; Actinopteri; Centrarchiformes; Centrarchidae
Product: hydroxycarboxylic acid receptor 2-like
Exons: 3
Coding region: 382-1473 (363 amino acids)
Biological process (GO): G protein-coupled receptor signaling pathway
Cellular component (GO): membrane
Molecular function (GO): leukotriene receptor activity
Source: RefSeq, a predicted model, not a curated record